Messenger RNA from Mirounga angustirostris (Northern elephant seal), 1238 nucleotides. RefSeq names its product serine/threonine/tyrosine interacting protein (gene STYX). Gene Ontology annotation, molecular function: protein tyrosine/serine/threonine phosphatase activity; F-box domain binding. The record is from RefSeq and is a predicted model, not a curated record. Bases 334 to 1005 code for a protein of 223 amino acids. Lineage: Eukaryota; Metazoa; Chordata; Mammalia; Carnivora; Phocidae. Gene Ontology annotation, cellular component: nucleoplasm; cytoplasm. Gene Ontology annotation, biological process: regulation of ERK1 and ERK2 cascade; negative regulation of protein binding; negative regulation of SCF-dependent proteasomal ubiquitin-dependent catabolic process. The transcript is spliced from 11 exons.
GGCGGGGGAAGGAGGGGAGACGGUUGUAGGGCUUUUGCUGGUGCCCGAGCCUGUGCGGCCUGAGGGGCGCGGAGACUCAGGGGGAGGGAGACGGUAGCAGCAUGGCGGCAGGGUAUGAGCCGCCCAACCCUCCUCUUCCCCGCUGUCGCCGCCGUCGCCGCCGGAGUCGCUGGGACCCUUUAGUCUGCGUGUUUUAGUUGUAAGCCCGCUGCCCGCCCGUCAGUCCUCCGGUCCACCCGCCCUCCUUCCUUUCUCUGCCACUGGCAGCCCGAGGGUCGGGCGGGCCGGGUAACUCCCACUCCCACCCCACCCACAAGCCCCGGGGCCGGGACCAUGGAGGACGUGAAGCUGGAGUUCCCCUCGCUCCCGCAGUGCAAAGACGACGCCGAGGAAUGGACAUACCCUAUGAGACGAGAGAUGCAGGAAAUUUUACCUGGAUUGUUUUUAGGUCCAUAUUCUUCUGCUAUGAAAAGCAAGCUACCUAUACUGCAGAAAUAUGGAAUAACCCAUAUAAUAUGCAUAAGACAAAAUAUUGAAGCAAACUUUGUUAAACCAAACUUUCAACAAUUAUUUAGAUAUUUAGUCUUGGAUAUUGCAGAUAAUCCAGUUGAAAAUAUAAUACGUUAUUUUCCCAUGACUAAAGAAUUUAUUGAUGGAAGCUUACAAACUGGAGGAAAAGUUCUUGUCCAUGGAAAUGCAGGAAUCUCCAGGAGUGCUGCCUUUGUUAUUGCAUACAUUAUGGAAACAUUUGGAAUGAAGUACAGAGAUGCAUUUGCUUAUGUUCAAGAAAGAAGAUUUUGUAUUAAUCCUAAUGCUGGAUUUGUUCAUCAACUUCAGGAAUAUGAAGCCAUCUACCUAGCAAAAUUAACAAUACAGAUGAUGUCACCACUCCAGAUAGAAAGGUCAUUAUCUGUUCAUUCUGGACCCACAGGCAGUUUGAAGAGAACACAUGAAGAAGAUGAUGAUUUUGGAAACAUGCAAGUGGCAGCUGCACAGAAUGGCUGACUCAAGCAACAUUAGAGAGGAUGUGAAUUUCUAUUUGGGAAGAAGAAGAUACUAGAGACAAUAAUAAUGUAAAAUGGUAAAAACACAAGUCAUAUAUUUUUUUUUUUAAUUAUAUGUUGCUUCCAGGCGUUUCUCUGCAACUUGUUGGGCAACAUUUUAAGAUGUUGGACUUCUGCAAUAGAUGGCACUGAUGGUUUUACUCCUUUCUUCUUUUUCUUUUCUUUUCUUUUUUU